Mucor velutinosus is the source of this 1839-nucleotide messenger RNA. RefSeq lists its product as uncharacterized. NCBI's taxonomy places the organism in Eukaryota, Fungi, Mucoromycota, Mucoromycetes, Mucorales, Mucoraceae. Bases 1 to 1839 code for a protein of 612 amino acids. The record is from RefSeq and is a predicted model, not a curated record. The transcript has a single exon. Gene Ontology annotation, molecular function: protein binding.
AUGCGAAGAUUGCCUCGCAUGGUUGUGAAUAAUGAUAUUACAAUUGGAAAUCAAGUCAAACGGUCACUGCCAUGCCUCAGCUACAGCACCAUUGCGCCGACAUCCACAUCCACGGAUCAUCCUACUACUGCUGCGAUUAGAAACAAACAUUUAGAGUGGCAAAGUUACCAGAAACUAGAGCCUGAAAAGCUAAAAAAGCUAAAGCGAGACGAUUUCCUCAAGAUUCGAGCUGAUUUAUGGGGACGCAACGACUGGGGCAACGAAGAUCGAAUUCUGCGAGUUCUGGACGACAUGAAGCAAGUCGGCAUCAAGUGGACAGUCUAUGAAUACAACGAGUAUUUCACAGCCAAACUAUUCAAGACACAGUAUGCGGAUGUGCUGGACAUGUAUUUGGGAGAAUUCCAGAACUCCAAGGUGAAAUUGAGCACUGGUUCGUUCAAUGUCAUUUUGGCUACCUAUAUUCAGCUCGACAUGAUCCCAGAGGCCAUUCAGUUGAUCCAAGAAGCCAGCACCCAGUACGAUGUUGUGCCUGAUAUCCGAGAUUUCGAUCGCACUAUGAGCCGAUGCAUGCCGAAAAACACACGAGUGAGAGAGCGAGCCAAGGAGCUGAUUUCUCAGCAUGGAUUCAAGAGCACCAAAACACUCAACACCAAUCUAAUGCAUCUGAUUGACAAGAGGCGGUUUGAGGACGUCAAGUGGAUCUAUCAGCAGCAAAAAGACAAGAAGCUCGACAUUUCAACCUACAACAUUCUCAUCAAGGGAUUCACAGACGCAAGGCUCAUGCGUGAUGCCACUCACAUGUACAAGGAAAUGCAGCGUCAUGGCGUAAAGCCCAAUGCUUAUAUUUGCACUAGUAUGCUCUCUAUCUAUGCUCACUCACGAGACGUUGCUUCUGCAGAGCAAGUAGUGCGAGAGACCAUCCUGGGUGGACACAAACCAGACGAGUUCCUGUACAACAAUCUGAUCAAAGUGUAUUUCAAAUGUCGACUGACGCACAAGGCGUUUUUAGCCUACCAAGAGAUUGAAAAGGAUCCUCGGCUCAAGGUGAACGAUGUGAUAUUAAACACCAUGAUCAACGGGCUCGUCAUCAACCGAGAAUUCAACAUUGCAAAGAUGCUGUACAAGCAAAUGAUAGAGUCAUCGUACAAGCCAGACAUGAUUACAUUCAACACCAUGCUGAAGGGAUACACAAAGACAGGUGAUAUGCUAUCGGCAGCUGGCAUCAUAGCCGACAUGUUCAAGCUGGGCAUGGAGCCUGACACUGUUACGCUCUCCACACUGAUUGACUCCAUCUUUAAGACCAAGGCGCCCGCUUCAGCCGAGGACAUGAUUGAGACAAUCCGACAGAUGGGCAUGACGCCCAACAUCUAUACAUACAAUGCCAUUAUCAAUGGCUGGAUCGAAAGUGAUAAACUGGAUCAAGCGGAAAAGACACUGGAGAUCAUGAGAGGAACAUCACAGCUAAAGCCCACGAUUCACACCUACACCAACCUGAUUCAAGGCUACAUCAAACAUAUGCAAUUGGGCAAAGCCAUGGAGACAUUUCAGAGCCUAUUGCGAAAUGGAGUACAGCCUGAUAGAGCCACGUUCAAUUUCAUGAUUGUUGGAUUCUUGAAUCAUGAUCGAUUGGAGGACGCUUUUGCUUGUUUGAACCAUAUGCUCAACAUGAAGCUGAAUCCCACCAAAGAUACCUGGAGUCUGAUACUGGAUGAAUGCUGUCAUAAAAAAAAUUGGACCAUUGGAAAGCAGGUGAUUGAUAGACUUGAUUCAAGCGGGUUUACCGUGAAAAAUGAAUCUCUGAAACGUUCUUAUACCAUAGUAAAAAAUCAUUGUAAAUAA